UUCCCGUUCUAAGCAAAGUUUUGGGUUCUGUUGGCGGCGCUCGCAGAUCUGCCUACUCACAACUCCGCGGUUUGGCUGCCAAGAAAAAACGGCAGAAAAGCAAAAAGUAAAUUUGCAGAGUGCGUAGAAGACAGUGAGUAAGUAAGUAGGACCAACUGAGCGGGCGGAGAAGCGUUGCUGAGAGAAUUAGUGGUGCAACAUCACUACUCCAAGUAGGAGCGGACCACCACGGCAACCAGGUAAUAUAAGGGAGGGAGCGCGAUGGAUCACCACCAUGACGGAGGAGAAAACGACUACAUGCAGCAAGAAGACGACUGGGACCGGGAUCUCCUUCUGGACCCCGCCUGGGAGAAACAGCAGAGGAAGACAUUCACAGCCUGGUGUAACUCCCACCUCCGGAAGGCAGGGACACAGAUUGAGAACAUUGAAGAGGACUUCCGUGAUGGUCUGAAACUUAUGCUGUUGUUAGAGGUCAUAUCAGGAGAGCGAUUGGCGAAACCAGAGCGAGGGAAGAUGCGUGUUCACAAGAUCUCCAACGUGAACAAAGCUCUGGACUUUAUUGCCAGCAAAGGAGUGAAGUUGGUGUCCAUUGGGGCAGAAGAGAUUGUUGAUGGAAAUGCUAAGAUGACCCUUGGAAUGAUCUGGACCAUCAUUCUCCGAUUUGCCAUCCAGGACAUCUCUGUUGAAGAAACAUCAGCCAAAGAAGGCCUGCUUUUGUGGUGCCAGCGGAAGACUGCUCCCUACAAAAAUGUCAACAUCCAGAACUUUCAUAUCAGUUGGAAGGAUGGGCUGGGAUUCUGUGCACUCAUUCACAGACAUCGUCCAGAGCUCAUUGACUAUGGGAAACUUCGCAAGGAUGACCCCAUGACCAACCUGAACACAGCUUUUGAUGUGGCUGAGAAGUACCUGGACAUUCCCAAAAUGCUGGAUGCUGAGGACAUCGUGGGCACUGCCCGCCCGGAUGAGAAGGCCAUCAUGACCUACGUGUCUAGCUUCUACCAUGCCUUUUCAGGCGCGCAGAAGGCGGAAACGGCAGCCAACCGAAUCUGCAAAGUGCUGGCAGUCAAUCAAGAGAAUGAGCAGUUAAUGGAAGACUAUGAGAAGCUUGCCAGUGAUCUUCUGGAAUGGAUCCGUCGCACCAUUCCCUGGCUGGAGAACAGGACCCCAGAGAAAACUAUGGCGGCAAUGCAGCAGAAACUGGAGGACUUCAGGGACUAUCGACGUCUGCACAAGCCACCCAAGGUUCAGGAGAAGUGCCAGCUGGAGAUCAACUUCAACACCCUGCAGACCAAACUGCGGCUCAGCAACAGGCCUGCCUUCAUGCCCUCUGAGGGUAGGAUGGUCUCGGACAUUUGCAAUGCUUGGGGCAGGCUGGAGGGAGCUGAGAAGGGCUAUGAGGAGUGGCUCCUAAAUGAGAUCCGUCGACUGGAACGCCUUGACCACUUGGCAGAGAAGUUCCGCCAGAAAGCUGCUAUCCACGAGGCCUGGACUGAAGGUAAGGAGGACAUGCUUCAGCAGAAGGACUAUGAGACCGCAUCACUGUCGGAAAUCAAGGCCCUGCUGAAGAAACACGAGGCGUUCGAGAGUGACCUUGCUGCCCAUCAGGACAGAGUGGAACAGAUAGCAGCCAUUGCACAGGAGUUGAAUGAGCUGGACUACUACGACUCCCCUAGUGUGAAUGCCCGCUGCCAGCGGAUUUGCGAUGAGUGGGAUGCUCUUGGUGGUCUUACCCAGAAGAGGAGUGAGGCUCUACAAAGAACUGAGAAACUGCUGGAGACAAUUGAUCAGUUGUACCUUGAGUUUGCCAAGAGAGCAGCACCAUUUAAUAACUGGAUGGAAGGGGCUAUGGAGGACCUACAAGACACAUUCAUUGUUCACACCAUUGAGGAGAUCCAGGGUCUCAGCACAGCUCAUGAACAGUUUAAGGCAACGCUGCCAGAGGCAGACAAAGAGCGUCAAGCAAUCUUGGGCAUCCACAAUGAGAUUGCAAAGAUCGUUCAGACCUACCACGUCAAUAUGGCUGGAACCAAUCCUUACACAACCAUCAACCCACAGGAAAUCAAUGCUAAGUGGGACAAGGUUCGACAGCUGGUGCCACAGCGCGACCAAGCUCUGAUUGAGGAGCAUGCACGACAGCAGAACAAUGAGCGACUGAGGAAACAGUUUGCCAGUCAGGCUAAUGUUAUUGGGCCUUGGAUCCAGACCAAGAUGGAAGAGAUUGGGCGCAUUUCCAUUGAGAUGCACGGGACCCUGGAGGACCAGCUGACGCAUCUUCGUCAGUACGAAAAGAGCAUUGUCAACUACAAGCCAAAGAUUGAUCAGCUAGAGGGAGAUCAUCAGCUCAUUCAGGAGGCCCUCAUCUUUGACAACAAACACACUAAUUACACCAUGGAGCAUAUUCGUGUGGGUUGGGAGCAGCUCCUUACAACCAUCGCUCGCACCAUAAAUGAAAUAGAAAACCAGAUCCUGACACGGGAUGCCAAGGGCAUCAGCCAGGACCAAAUGAAUGAGUUCCGGGCCUCUUUCAAUCACUUUGACCGGGACCACUCUGGCACUCUGGGCGCUGAGGAGUUCAAGGCCUGCCUGAUCAGCCUGGGCUUCGAUAUCGCCAACGACGCACAGAAGAGAACAGGAAUGAUGGACAGAGAAGACUUCAGAGCCUGCCUUAUCUCCAUGGGUUACAAUCUGGGGGAGGCAGAGUUUGCUCGAAUUAUGAGCAUUGUGGAUCCCAACAGACUGGGCGUCAUCACCUUCCAGGCUUUCAUUGACUUCAUGUCCCGAGAAACCGCAGACACAGACACUGCAGACCAGGUCAUGGCCUCCUUCAAGGUGUUGGCUGGGGAUAAGAAUUACAUUUUAGCUGAUGAGCUUCGCAGAGAGUUGCCUCCAGACCAGGCAGAAUACUGCAUUGCCCGCAUGGCACCUUACACCGGACCUGACGCUGUACCUGGUGCCCUUGAUUACAUGUCCUUCUCCACUGCACUCUAUGGAGAGAGUGAUCUCUAACACCGCUUUCCUGCCAUAGCGAUUGCCUCAAACUGCCCGGGGGCCAUUGGUCCCCUUCAGUUCUUACGACUUCAUAAGUCAGUUUGCAUUCCUUUCCUUGCAUAGUCAUAUCAUCCACAUGCCUUUUUCAAAAACCAUAUACCUUCCCUGGCAUUAUUUGCUUUAUCCUUGUACAACAGUCUGUCCCCAUCUCAUCACAUUACAACUUUACAUUUUUAUUUUGCACACCCCCAGCUUUUUCCACUUCCUCUGUUAUCCCCAUGAUCUGUCAUCCAAGCAAUGGCUACAUUGUACUUACUCUAAAUUGCAAGGCAGCAGCUCUCCAGGUUUGCAGAGGGGAGUGAAAUUUUUGUUUUU
Molecule: messenger RNA, 3363 nt
Organism: Scleropages formosus (Asian bonytongue)
Lineage: Eukaryota; Metazoa; Chordata; Actinopteri; Osteoglossiformes; Osteoglossidae
Gene: actn1
Product: actinin, alpha 1
Exons: 22
Coding region: 262-3006 (914 amino acids)
Molecular function (GO): protein binding; calcium ion binding
Source: RefSeq, a predicted model, not a curated record